GCAACAAUCAAGUUAAACAGUUGAAAAAUCGCAGACAAAAAACUAAAACCAAAGCUUGAUGCACAAAUGUUCGAAAAGCAAUUUUUGUGACAAUUGAAAUAAAAAAAUUGAUAGAACCUUGAUUGCGAAAUACGUGAAAUCACUUGGUUUAAUUGAUUGGCUGAAUUAUAUGCGAAUAUAAUAAAAAUAAUGCAAUUUAUGAUCACGAACCAAGUUUGUCAAGUUUUUUGCUAAACGGAUUUCAUGCUUCAGUUGCAGUUGGGAAUAACGAAAUACAAAAUACAAAAAAAAAAAACAGUUAAUGUGCAUUUAUUUUAAUUUGGACAAGGUCAGAAGCGUCAAACCAAUUAUGACCCCCACCUGGGUCUGGGUCCGGCUGUGUGUAUUUGGGAUUGCGACACUCCCUUUUCACUGCCACGCCCACUACAUACAAAUCGAUCAUGAGGAGUUUCGGGCCAGUGGUUACCCACAUCCCCCUUUGCCGCCGGCGCCAUUGACGCCCCUGGAAUUGGAUCAUCUGCCACAUUUGGUGGCCACAACGCCCUUAACUCCUGCCGAGGUCAUGGUGGAUCUUACCAAUGAUCUAACCCAUCGACUACUCCACUAUCAUUCCAUACUCAAUCGCAAUAAUUUCGCCUUCUCACCCACGGCAUUGGUCAGUGUCUUGGUGGCGCUCUAUGAGGGAUCCUCGGGACGCAGUGCCAGCGAACUGAGGAAUGUGCUGCAAUUGCCCAAUAAUCGAGACGUAAUACGUGUCGGUUACCGUGAUAUACACCGACGGCUGAGGACCUAUUUCUUUGGCUCAGAUAAUCCACUAAAGGGCCUCAGCUUAAGCCGGAGCAAUGUAACAGUUCUCAAGGACUUUGAGACAGUAUUGAUGUUUUAUGGCUAUGAUCUGAGCAUAGAUAUGGUAUCAUCAACGCCAGCCAAUGUCACAGCAGCUAACGAAGUGGCCAACACCACAAUAUCCAACAAUGCGACAGCGGAGGAGAUGCUGGCGGAGACCACAACGCCCAAAGAUGUGGAGACAACCACAGAACUGUCCACAACAACAGCAGCAGCUGAAGUAAUCACAACAACACCCACCACAACAACAACAACCACGGAGGAAGCGACAACUGCAACGGAAGCGGAAACAACGAGCACAGAAGCUGCAGCUGCCACAGAAUCCGGCGAGGCAACCGAAGCAGCUGGCGAGGAUGAGGCAGCGGAACUGGUGUCCGCCUUUGUGGCCGAAGAGGAGGCCGAACCAUUUCUACGCAUACAAAAGGCACGUGUCUCCAGAUUACCCACCAGUAAAUUGCAGGCGCCGCUCAAGCACUCGAAUCCCAUUACACCCAAGCCAAGUUAUCUGCCCAGUGCACGCGUUGCCGUGAUGCCCAUGAUGGCACGCCAAAUGACUGCUCCAGUCCAGAGAAGGACAGCAAAGACAACAACUCCAAAUCCAACACCAAAUCCAACUCCAUCUACUGCCUCCUCACGUAAAGCAAAAAUGGCUCGUCAUAAGAGACACGUCCUGGGUUACAAGGAUCUGGAUGCGAAUCUCUUUGUGGCACUGUUCAGUCCACAUGGACCACAUGGUGCAGCACAUCCGCUGCCCUUGCCACCCACUGCAGGAUUCGCUCACAUCCCCAACGACUUUGAGCCACAUUACAUCAGCGAUGGCGUCGAGGCAAAAACCAACUACAACACGGAUGUUAUAAGUCAUGUCUUCUAUCUGGGCAGUCAACAGGUGGUGCACACCACUUUCAAGGUCUACAAUGCUGUGCUCUAUUACAAGUACUUUGAGCACUUGAAGAUUAGCGUGCUGGAGCUGGAACUGGACACACCGGAGUAUAAUCUUAUGAUACUGCUGCCCGAUUACCACAUGGAUAUUGUGGCAGCUGCAGCAUCUCUCAAAUUGGGACCAACGUUGCGAUUGAUGCGCAAACAGCUAAAACCACGCUGGGUUCAGGCCAUUAUACCCGAUUUCAAGCUCCAUGGCACCAUGUUCCUCACCAACGAUUUGCAAAAUAUGGGCAUCUGUGAUAUAUUUGAGCCAAAUCGUGCCGAUUUUCGACCCAUGACUGAUGAGAAAGGCGUUUAUGUGCGACACAUUGAGCAAUCGAUUGACGUCAACAUUCGUACGCAUCCCAUCAAUCAACUGAAACGCAACACAGGCGCUCAAACGAAACCCAUACAGAUCUCUGUUAAUCAUCCGUUUCUGUUUUUCAUCAUCGAUCGAGACUUGGACGUGGCUGUAAUGUCGGGCCGCAUACUCAAUCCGCUCAACGUGCGCAUACAAUGAUCCACCGUGUGGUGCAGUGGUGCAAAACGAAGGUCAGCACAGUGGUGUUAUUGAAAGUGAAGCUGUCCCGCUUCCUGGUGAUGACUCCCAACAUACAAAGUAUAUUGUAAAUAAUGC
Molecule: messenger RNA, 2404 nt
Organism: Drosophila innubila
Lineage: Eukaryota; Metazoa; Arthropoda; Insecta; Diptera; Drosophilidae
Exons: 5
Coding region: 302-2287 (661 amino acids)
Molecular function (GO): serine-type endopeptidase inhibitor activity
Source: RefSeq, a predicted model, not a curated record